Molecule: messenger RNA, 1918 nt
Organism: Rhodofomes roseus
Lineage: Eukaryota; Fungi; Basidiomycota; Agaricomycetes; Polyporales; Fomitopsidaceae
Product: vacuolar import and degradation protein-domain-containing protein
Exons: 4
Coding region: 173-1555 (460 amino acids)
Biological process (GO): negative regulation of gluconeogenesis; protein catabolic process in the vacuole; proteasome-mediated ubiquitin-dependent protein catabolic process
Cellular component (GO): extrinsic component of membrane; GID complex
Source: RefSeq, a predicted model, not a curated record
GAGGGGUGGAGGGCUGCGACUGGCCGUGCGCGUAUCUGGGUGAUUGCCGCACGUGCAGACACGAAGCUCUCGCCGCUUCGUCCACCGCUGUCGAGCUCCCACACGCUCUCCCCACGCUUUUAGGCUCCCCCGUCCGUCCUCGUCCCCGUACAUCCUCGCUUUCCUCCACACUAUGCCAUCAGAGCACCCCGUUCCCGCGAUACACGACCAGCCGUCCCCUGACCAGUCCCAGGGGCAGGUCAAGCUCUGCUCCGCCUGCCAUUGCCCCCUCUCAGCAGACUCUCCCAAUUCUGCUUUCUUUCUUCACGGCGACCCCGACUCCAGCGAGACUUCCAUUGUCUGCGGGCCAUGCCACACCCGUCUCGUCCCCCACCGCGCAGAGGCCCCGUCGACCGUCGAGUACUUCACCAUGGAACGGGUGCUCUUACGUCGCGCGGAGUCUCUGCAAGGCGGACGCAACGAGGCACCAGUCGCACCACGGAGGGAGUCUAUCCCUCAUGCGUCGCAUUCCCCGGUCGACCGUGGCCUUGACGAAGACGAAGACAUGGACCGUCCGUCAACCAGCGCCCUGUCGAUUGUCCAUGUUGAACACCCAGCAUCAUUACCGGCCCCGCCAGAGACGCCUGUCGUCCACGUUCCCGCUCGCCCGACCCCUGCACCCAUCGAUACGAAGUCCAUCCCCCCUCACCAUUCCCAACCAUCAUCGACAGCACAACUUUCGCCGGUCCAGCUCGCUACCCCGUCUAGCAGUAGGGCUCGGUCAAAGGCAGCGCUUGCUGCGUCGCCUGACCCAUUGUCGGACAUCACGCGGUUGCGAGUGCGCUCGCAAGGUCACCACUGUCUCUAUCCUGGCGCUACAUUUCAGGGCACGCAGAAGAGCGGCAGGAACAGCUACGACGUCAAUGUUACCAUUGUGGAUGUUGACUUUGCGUCAUCCCAUUUGUGUGGCUAUCUGCGCAUACGCGGGUUGACGGAUGAUUGGCCUGAGCUCACCACAUACUUCGAUGCCGAGAUCAUCGGGAGUCGGUACGGGUUCCUGACGAGGAAUUGGGGGGCGACGGAGCAGGAUGAUAUGGUUCAUUGGGCUCGCUUCCCUGCCUUCCGACACGUCCGGCAUGAAUUGAAAAAGCCGCACCUGACGAUGAAGGACGCGAAUCGGGGCGCAGUGUUCAUGAGGUGGAAGGAGAAGUUCCUGGUUCCCGAUCACCGUGUACAGGAUAUCAACGGGGCGAGUUUCGCAGGGUUCUACUAUGUCUGCGUCGACUUCAACCCUCACCAAUCCAGCUCCACGAGUACCCACAGUUCCCAAUCUCCCACGUCCCUUGAUCCGUCCACUCUUCCGACUUCCGACAAGCCCAGGUUCAGAUCUCGUGCACGGCGGACAUCGAUGAACCAGGGAGCAAACAGGCAAGGCCGGUCGCAAUCUCGCGGCGUGCCCUCAUCCCCUGUAGCCACCAUGAGCGGGUUCUACUUCCACCAAAACUCGGAACCUUACCAACAGCUCUCGUUGGUCCACGUACCGGAAAGCACUACAUCAUGCUUUGAAUUCCGAUGAAGUGCGCCGCUGAGGAUGGGAUACCCGGCUGAGAGACUGUCUUGGAGGACUUGGAGGGCAUGUCGAUCAGGCAGUAUUGCUUCUCGUCGUAUUCUUUCCUGAUGUGCGCUCGCAUCUGUAUUCGCUGUCAGUCUCGCGCGCUGUCUGGGUCUUGUACGUACUUGUGUUACCCCCUGCCCGCAGCAUCUGUACCCAUCUCAUUGCCACUGGUUACCUCGCUCGCAUACCUCCCCCACGCCGUGUUAUGACCUGUUGUGUACUACUUUGUGACAUGCCGUACCAUGCCCGUAAUACGUUGAAACCUGCGCCUGCUGUGCGAUAUGUUGUGCGCGCCGUGGCCCACGCUGUGCGCAGUGUGGCCCC